Messenger RNA from Seriola dumerili (greater amberjack), 2263 nucleotides. RefSeq names its product mitogen-activated protein kinase 1. Gene Ontology annotation, biological process: intracellular signal transduction; protein phosphorylation. Gene Ontology annotation, molecular function: ATP binding; MAP kinase activity. The coding region runs from base 18 to 1127 and encodes 369 amino acids. The transcript is spliced from 9 exons. The record is from RefSeq and is a predicted model, not a curated record. Gene Ontology annotation, cellular component: cytoplasm; nucleus. Lineage: Eukaryota; Metazoa; Chordata; Actinopteri; Carangiformes; Carangidae.
AAAAGCCAGUCCUCAUAAUGGCGACAGCUGCGGUGUCUGCCCCUGCUGGCUGCGGCCCCAGCCCCGGGCCGGGAACGGAGCUCGUCCGCGGGCAGGCCUUCGACGUCGGGCCUCGGUACAGCAACCUCUCCUACAUCGGGGAGGGAGCCUACGGGAUGGUGUGCUCUGCCUAUGACCGGGACAACAAGAUCCGUGUGGCCAUUAAGAAGAUCAGCCCUUUUGAGCACCAGACGUACUGUCAGCGCACCCUGAGAGAGAUCAAAAUCCUUCUGCGCUUCAAACAUGAGAACAUCAUUGGAAUCAAUGACAUUAUCCGCACACCGACCAUCGACCAGAUGAAGGACGUAUAUAUUGUCCAGGAUCUCAUGGAGACAGACCUGUACAAGCUCCUGAAGACUCAGCACCUGAGCAACGACCACAUCUGCUACUUCCUCUACCAGAUCCUACGAGGGCUCAAGUACAUCCACUCUGCCAACGUCCUGCACCGCGACCUGAAGCCUUCCAACCUUCUGCUCAACACCACCUGUGAUCUCAAGAUCUGUGACUUCGGUUUGGCUCGUGUGGCCGAUCCCGACCACGAUCACACUGGUUUCCUCACAGAGUAUGUAGCCACUCGUUGGUACCGAGCACCUGAGAUCAUGCUCAACUCCAAGGGCUACACCAAGUCCAUAGACAUCUGGUCAGUAGGUUGCAUCCUGGCUGAGAUGUUGUCCAACAGGCCAAUCUUUCCUGGGAAGCACUACUUGGAUCAGCUUAACCACAUUUUGGGGAUCCUGGGUUCUCCCUCUCAGGAGGAUCUCAACUGCAUCAUCAACAUUAAGGCCAGGAACUAUCUGUUGUCGCUGCCUUUGCGCUGCAAAGUGCCGUGGAACCGCCUCUUCCCCAACGCUGAUCCAAAAGCUCUGGACCUGUUGGAUAAGAUGUUGACCUUUAACCCUCACAAGAGGAUCGAGGUGGAGGAGGCCCUGGCGCACCCUUACCUGGAGCAAUAUUACGACCCCACAGAUGAGCCUGUUGCUGAGGCUCCGUUUAAGUUUGACAUGGAGCUGGACGACCUACCCAAAGAGACACUGAAGGAGCUCAUCUUUGAAGAAACUGCGCGUUUCCAACCCGGCUUUAGGUCCUAACAUCUCGCACAGAUUGCUCUGUGGACUGGCUUCUGCGUUGCCACUGCUCCUCCCCGCCUCCACACUGUUGCUGUGACUUUUGUUUUGUUUUUGCUUUUCUUUUUUUUUUUUCCCCCCUCUCCUAUUGUCCGCAUCACCUGGAUUCCUUGGGUCUCACUCGUCAAGUCCACUUUGCUCAGGAAUGGCGUCAGGAAUCAAUCAAUCAAUCAAUCGUUCUCUGUCCCUUUUUCUUUUUCUCUUUUCUCUCUCUCUCCCUCUCUCUCUCUCUCUCUCUCUCUCUCUCCCUCUCCCCUCGGAGGUGAAGAGUAGGGGGGGGAGGGGGUGUCACAUCACAGCUUUUACAGUUUUGGGGGUGGUUUUUGUGUUUGAAGCCAAGAUAAACAAUUUUUUUGUGUGUCUCAAAGGCGUGUGGCUCUGGCUAAUCCUAUUCAAGACAUUUUGAUGUCAGUGAUAGACUCGCUGUUGUGGUUUCUUUUUUGGUGCAACUGUCGUGGUUAUAACUCUGCCUACAUUGCACAAACAACAGUAUAUUACUUCUAAGAAUCAUUAAAAACAAAAGGUCUUUUGAAUUUUCUAACCUUAGUUGCACUGUUACAAGGGAUAUCUCUUCUCUUUUUUUCUCUCUUUAUGUCUUUGGAAGAAAGGAAAAAACCCGAAUGAAAUUAACUGAUUUAUGCAAUGAAAUCACAUAAUCAUCCAGAGACUUUGCAGGCCACAAGCCAUCACUUUUGGUGUUGACAAGGAUCAAUAUUUUAUCAACGACCUUGUAUUUAAAUCCUUAAAACACUCACACAGAAGGCCCAAAUGCAAAUAUAUACAUAUACAUAUAAAUAUAUAUAUAUAUAUAGCCUAAAGAGUCUUAAGAUAUUUUAAUGCCAAGAGUGACGAUAGAAGGGGAAUCAAAUGAAUUUAUAACCUUUUUUUUCUUAUUAUUAAAAACAUUGAAAAAGAAACGCCCGUUUUCAUUUCUCAUUGGCUUCAGUAAGAUGUCAGUUUGUGUGUAAAUGCACCAAGUUACAAGGUGCGUUGGGAAGUUUCACCGUCAAUUUCUGCCUUAGCCGUGAGAAACUAAAGCAAAAGUCAGUUUAUUCCACACAAGUCUGUAUGUACAGUCUGAUAUUUUUCAUAUGGGGGGG